Molecule: messenger RNA, 2075 nt
Organism: Lycium barbarum (goji berry)
Lineage: Eukaryota; Viridiplantae; Streptophyta; Magnoliopsida; Solanales; Solanaceae
Exons: 5
Coding region: 189-1697 (502 amino acids)
Source: RefSeq, a predicted model, not a curated record
AAUAAAAUAAUAAUAAUAAUGAGCCCGCCCUGUGUCUGUCUGGACCAAUAGAAAAAAAUGAAAAACUCAGAGCAGUCUCUCACUCCUCACUCACAGUGUAGGGUUUUAUCACUCAUUUUUCUCAUUUCACUUCACUUCUUCCUGGAAAUUAAACCCAGCUUUACAUGAGUAGCUGAAAGUUGAAAAAAAUGCACACAAUUAAGGGUGGUUGGGUCGGGCAAACAUUUGCUCUUGCUACUUAUAAUGACUCUAGUGGACGGAAGACUAGAAUUAGGCGUUCGAAAGAGGAGAGGAAGACUAUGGUUGAAACUUUUAUAAAGAAAUAUCAGAAUUCAAACGAUGGGAAUUUCCCAUCACUUAAUCUGACGCACAAGGAAGUUGGUGGCUCUUUCUACACAGUACGAGAGAUAGUUCGUGAGGUAAUUCAGGAAAAUAAAGUUCUAGGCCCAGCUAAGUUAUCUCCUGAAGAGCAGAACAAUGUCAUGUUUGCAGAACAAUAUCCACUAGGAUCCAUAUCAACUGAACCACAAAGUUCAUCUUUAUCUGGUGAAACCCAUGUUAUGUCAACUUUUGCACCCAACCAUUACAUAGAUAAAAGUGAAGAAGAUGAUUUUGGUGUGAACAGACAGCUUGAUAUAGCUGAAGUGAAGGUUGUAGAUAAUGUCCUACAGACUAGCACAAGUGACGUUUCCGAGAGAAUUGAACAAUCUGAUGAGUCAUACUUAAUUGAUUCUGAAUCUGAUGAACGAAAAAAGGAGGAUGAGGUUGUGUACUCUGUUGGGAUUAAUGGGGUUGACCAUGAGAUGCCCGACGAAGAAAUGGUUGAUGAUUAUGAGACAACCAAAGAAAAUGAAAUCUCGCUCUCUCACAAUCAUCAAAAUACCAGUGCACAAGUAGAUUCUACUGAGAUCAUCUCGGAAAGUGUGAAUGCUAGUCUUCUCGGUGGCGUUGAUGGUAGUCGUCCUAAAGUUAAAAAAGAUGAAACAGAUGGAGAACCAAUUUCUACAGAGUCGGUGGUAGGAGAGAAUCUAGAUGUUGAAGGUGGAUUGAAUGAACUAGAAGCAUCAAAAGCAACAGAAUUACUGGUGGAGGACUUUCCCCUGCGACCCAUUUCUAAGAAAAUAGAUGACAUGGAUUCAGGAUUAAAUGAAACAACUAGUGUAGCCAAAACAUCGGAAGAAACAGAACAUGAACACGACAGAAUAACCUCUUCGGAGAAAACUGCUCAAAUUGUAAAUGAGCCAGUUGAUGUGAUGAUAGCUGAUCCAACAACAGAAAAGUCGAGUAAACUGUUGAACGAGAAAGCAGAGGCGAAAGCUGGGGAGGCAUCAUUGGAAAGUUCAAGUUCCUCAGAAGAAAGAGCAGCCAUUACUGCUGAUAUAGCAGUUAAGGCCUCAUCAACUUUAGAUAGGAGUGUUAAUGUUUCUAGCCCUAUGCUUAAUGAAACUGGUGACAGCAGUAGUAUUAAUGGUACUUCUAAGAAACAAGCUGUUGACGAGUCGAUUGAAGGUAAAGGCAAAACUAGCGUUCAACAUGGAAGCAGCCAACAGAAAGGAGGCAAUCCUCCACUAGACAGAAUUCAUCUUGAAACAUGGAAAGGUGCUUCAGCAAAAUCCAGGGAACGUGAAACAAAUCCACUCCUGGCAUUAUUGAAGGCAUGUUUCACGGCUUUUGUCAAAUUUUGGACCGAAGAAUAGCUUCUUUGCUUUUUCUUCUAGUGCUUCGAGGAUGGUUAUAGAUCCUGCAGUUGCUGCAGUGAUAUCCGGGUUUGUGGGAGGAUGCUUUUCUUGAAUUAUAUCAUCUCUGAACUGAAAUGGAAGUUACACACUCUACCACAGGGAUCUCUCAAACCAAAAUCCCAAGGUUUUCUGUGGGUCAGGAUGAUAUAUUACUUGCAUGAUAGAACUUGUGCUAGUUGUGACUCAGUGCAUGUGCGAUAUGGUUUAGCAAGUAUUUUUAGAAUGAACAUUACUUAUGAAUUCCAGAUAUAAUAGAUUAGAUCCAUCAAUGCUCUAUUCUUUUCUCAAAGGCAAAAGCUGUCUUUACUUGAAUAUAUAAGAGGCUUCAUUGUUCUA